CUGGUAAAUAAAGAUGGCUACCGCGGUCGGACUGCGCGUAUCAGUGCGAGGAUGGCUGGAAACUACAAGACCUGUCUCAUUGAUAGUACGUCACAAAGCCAAAAUGAAUGUCAAGACACGUAAACAUAGACCAAUGGUCAUACGGGCGUUGCAAGCAAUUACAGAACCACUGAUUCUAGAGGACCUACAAAAACCAAUAUGCCCUAAAACAAAGUGGGCAAGGAUAAGAGAGAAUGAAGAGGAAGAGGUCAACUUGUAUCAGGAUUUUCUAGUUAGAAAAUGCAAAAAGCACUUAGAGAAUGCAGGGCUGAUUUUAAUCUGCCAGAAGCUACCCAUGGGCAUGAGAGACACCAAGAAAAUCAAGUUGCAGUUGGAAGCCCAAGGGUUCAAAAUGCCUGUGAUUAGUAAUACGGUUAUGAAGCGUGCAAUCCAUGACACCAGAUGGAUCCACCUGUCUCCACUGCUAUUGAACCACAAUUUUUAUGCCACAUCUGAGGAUGCUCGGCUAAAGGAACUUUUGGGUUUAAUAAGGAAGUUUCCUCAACUCAUACCCUUAGCUGCUGUUGUGGACAAUACUAUCCUGAACAGAGCAGAUCUGCUGCACUAUGCCACACUGGACUUGGAGGUGGAGAGAACACAGCUUGUGACUCUGUUAAAGAUGCCAGGAGAAAGAAUUGUGCAGUUACUUAAUAAUCACCCAAAAGAGCUGACUUGUAACAUAGAACAAUAUAUCAAACAAAAGGGGGAUGAAAACACAUCCAGUUGAUGGUUUGUUACAUUUAAUCACAUGGAGAUGUUAGUAAUGGUCAAAACACUUGAAGGCAAAUUCAUUGACAUAGCACAUUGUUUUCUGCUAAGUAAGCAUGGUAGAUAAAAAUGGCAGUUUUGAGUUUCUCCCUGUCUUGUCUAUUAAUUAGUGUAGUUAAGUGAUUGUCUCUGUCAUGUUUACAUGAUUAUUAACGAAACAUUUCUUUUGGUUAAAUUUGACAAAUACAUUCGGCUAUAGAAGAAGUCGUAUUUGAUAAACUGCUACAAAUGAGAUAACAAAUAGAAAUUAGUUGGUGCAAGUAACCACAAAAAAACUAUUUAGAAUUUUGUUGAAAUUCCUCUUUCCAUUUUCAGUUCUACAAACAAAUUUUCAGUUUGUAAAUAAAGUAAUAGCGCAACUUGCAUAUUCCAUUGCUGCAUGGCAGGUGGGGUGUGAAUAGUUCCCCCCUACAUGUAUAAACAGUGAACUAACUUCUAUAAAACCCAAAGUGGAUUUAUCCACAUUUAUUGAUUUAACUUCAGUUUUAAGUUAUAUUUUCUUUUCAAAAGAUUUUAUUACUUUGUCAACAAAUUUUACACAAUAAAAAAUUAUGCCAAAGUUUGAAGGUAAACUCAGAGUAAAAAUGUUAUUAUAUAUAUAUUAUUCAACAUAUCCUGCAAAGCUACUUGUCUUACCCAAUUCAGACGUAAAAAAAACAAUAAAACCGUUCAGUAUUGUG
Messenger RNA from Lingula anatina, 1487 nucleotides. RefSeq names its product large ribosomal subunit protein uL10m. NCBI's taxonomy places the organism in Eukaryota, Metazoa, Brachiopoda, Lingulata, Lingulida, Lingulidae. The record is from RefSeq and is a predicted model, not a curated record.